CCUCCUUUAAUAACCAUUUGUCUCGGUCCCCAGGGAACCAAGAAUCACCCUCAGACGGCCCUGGAGCAGCAGGUGGAGUCUAUGGGAGCCCACCUGAGCGCCUACACCUCACGCGAGCACACAGCGUACUACAUGAAGACCCUCGCCAAAGACCUGCCUAAAGCCGUGGAGCUGCUGGCCGAAGUGGUGCAGAGCUGCUCUCUGAACGAGGCAGACAUCGAGCAGCAGAGAGGCGUGGUGCUGCGCGAGCUGGAGGAGGUGGAGGGGAACCUGCAGGAGGUUUGUCUGGACCUGCUGCACGCCACCGCCUUCCAGGGCACUCCUCUGGGACACAGCGUGCUGGGACCAUCCAGCAAUGCCAGGACUCUGAGCCGUCAGGACCUGGUGGACUACAUCAGCAGCCACUACAAAGCCCCCCGCAUGGUGCUGUCCGCUGCUGGAGGCGUGAACCACGAGGAGCUGGUCGGUUUGGCCAAAUCUCACUUCAGCGGUGUCUCGUUCGAAUACGAGGACGAUGCCAUCCCCGUGCUGGGCCCCUGCAGAUUCUCAGGCAGUGAGAUCCGUAUGCGUGACGAUGCUCUGCCUCUGUGUCACGUUGCCAUCUCUGUUGAAGGCGCCGAUGCUUCCAGCCCGGACAUCGUGACUCUCAUGGUGGCCAACUCCAUCAUCGGCAGCUUUGACCUCACCUACGGCGGUGGAAAGACCAUGAGGAGUGUGAGUGUGUGUUUCUGCCUGGCUCUGCUGCUGCCGUGGUGUGUCCAGAGCCAGAGGAGCAGCACUUCCUCUCUCGCUAAACUCGAUGAAGACACACAGAGGGAUGAGCUGGCUGUCGACAUCCUCAACCGCAGCGGGGUGUUGAACUCAUUGCUCCGAUCAGAGCGCCACACGAUGCUCCGUCGAGAACGAGCCCCUCGCCCGGCCUCCCAGGUGCCGAAGAGAGCCCAGCAGGGGUCCCGCUUCGCCCUCUCCCUCGACGUGCCCACCAGCAUCCUCAGCGUCCUCAUAGGCCUGGCCAAGAACCAGGACAUGAGGACCAAGGCGGCAGCUAAUGCAGAACUGAUGGCACGGAUAGGCAAGAGGAAAUAA
Molecule: messenger RNA, 1086 nt
Organism: Notothenia coriiceps (black rockcod)
Lineage: Eukaryota; Metazoa; Chordata; Actinopteri; Perciformes; Nototheniidae
Product: cytochrome b-c1 complex subunit 1, mitochondrial-like
Exons: 6
Coding region: 82-1086 (334 amino acids)
Cellular component (GO): extracellular region; mitochondrion
Molecular function (GO): hormone activity; metal ion binding
Source: RefSeq, a predicted model, not a curated record